Molecule: messenger RNA, 213 nt
Organism: Cooperia oncophora
Lineage: Eukaryota; Metazoa; Nematoda; Chromadorea; Rhabditida; Trichostrongylidae
Source: the annotation of a GenBank genome assembly
AUGGUUCGUUCCCACCAUACUGUUUUUUCAGGAGAGAAGGAAAUUGUCGGGACCUUGAUGGGAUUCGAUGAUUAUGUCAACAUGGUUUUGGAGGAUGUGGUCGAAUACGAGCAGACCCCGGACGGUAAACGAGUGACGAAAUUGGACACGAUUUUGUUGAAUGGAAACCACAUAACGAUGCUUGUACCUGGUGGCGAAGGACCAGAAGUCUGA